CUGAAGGACACGAGCUGUAGUCCCGCUGCCCGCCUCCGGAGGCGCUGUCUGACCCCAGAGCUCUGUGAUUACAUGACAGUAGAGUGAGCUGAGCUUACUGUCGUUAUAUCUUUUACUGUCUAUGGUUAUAUCACCUGAGUCGAGUCUCGGAGAUAUAAAACCGUCUUCACAGCGUUAGUCAUAUUUAAAUUUGAUUGGUUUAACAGCAGCAGUGCGUGUCUUAUCGACUCCUCUUGUUAGAACACAAUAAAACCAUUGUUUUCAUCUGUAAAUCAUUAUACAUUUAGUAUAAAUAUCACAGUAAACAUUUAUUUGUUUUUGUGACUGUUCAUCUUACUUUACAUUUAGCCAUUUAGAAGAGGCUUUUAUCAGAAGAGACUUAGAGAUGAGGACAGUGGAAGCGAUCGAAAACAACAAAAAGAGCAAUGAUAUAAGUGCUAUAAUAAGUCUCAGUUAGCUUAACACAGCACAGGUUACACGUUUUUAUUUUGAGGUUAUAUAAUAAAAAAUAUAACGGAAUAGAAAAAGAAUUGAGCAAGCUAGUGUUUGAGGCCUUUUUGUUUGUUUAGUCUUUUUUUUUUUUUUUUUGCUUUAACAUUUGCUUUAACAUACAUUUGCUUUAACAUACAUAGUUGGGCAGGUCGUUUUGGAAACAGUUAAUUUAAAAGUCUGUAAAAGUAACUUUGUGCUUCUUUGGGAUGAACAAUCAAGCGACGUUCACUUGCAGAACACAAGCUUCUAGAGGGCACAUACGUCUGAAGAAAUGAAUUCAGGUAAAUGGGUGCAGAGCCAGUGGUGUUUUGUAGGCAAUGCCUUGAAUUUAAUGCUUGCUGUUCUGGUGUAAUAGUACAUUAUUUUUGAACCAGCAGACACUUGAUAUUGUAUAUUAACCAUCUUGUUGAGCCUGUCAUGUGUUGUAUUUGUUCUUGUAACGUUGAUGUUUCUUUCCCGACGGCUCUGCUCUCCCGUGGAUCUUCUCCUCAGCACACACUUCUGGGGUCCGGUGGCUAACUGGGGUCUGCCCAUCGCUGCCAUCAGUGACAUGAAGAAGAGUCCAGAGAUCAUCAGCGGCAGAAUGACCUUCGCUCUGACCUGCUACUCGCUGCUGUUCAUGCGCUUCGCCUACAAGGUCCAGCCCAGAAACUGGCUCCUGUUCGCCUGUCACUUCACCAAUGAAGCAGCGCAGCUCACUCAGGGCAGCAGACUCAUCAAAUACAACAUGGAGAAGAAGAUGGCCAAAUGAUGAAGUGUGAGGAGAUCACAACGGCUGAUCCGUUUUAACACAAUAAUAAUCAUUCAUAUACACUGAUACAUUUCCUCGGUUACACAUUUAACAUUUUAAGCCUUACAACACAGCCUUGGUUAGAGUUUGUAUGUAAUGUAAAAAUAGUUGAAUAAUUUAUUUCCAUACAUAGUGCGAUCAGUGUAUGUUACAAAUAAAUAUGGAGAAAAAUACAAA
Messenger RNA from Carassius gibelio (silver crucian carp), 1459 nucleotides. Its product is annotated as mitochondrial pyruvate carrier 1-like. Gene Ontology annotation, biological process: pyruvate import into mitochondria. The coding region runs from base 938 to 1243 and encodes 101 amino acids. Gene Ontology annotation, cellular component: mitochondrial inner membrane. The transcript has 4 exons. Lineage: Eukaryota; Metazoa; Chordata; Actinopteri; Cypriniformes; Cyprinidae. The record is from RefSeq and is a predicted model, not a curated record.